AUGAUCCGCCAGCAACAGCUUCCAAACAACCGCCGCCGCGCCGGAGAAGUCGCCGGCAACGUGACGGCAGACUGCGCCGCGGUAUGCUGCUGCGUGCCAUGCGCGGUAAUGGACAUGGUGGCGCUUGCUGCGUACAAAGUUCCCGCUUGUUUGUGGAAGAAAGCGGCGAAGAAGAAGAGGACGAAACGGUUGCAGAAAAAUAAUAAGAAGAGCGAAACGGCACCGUUAGAUCAUAACAAACCUGACGGGCUUGGGCUUGGGCCUGAAACGGUUAAUAUCAGGCCCACGUUGGAAGAGCAUUUGGCGAAGGAAGAGUUGCCGGGGGAUGUUAAAUUGGAAGAAGAGAUGUGGGCCCGGUUCAGCGGAAACGGUUUUUGGAGGAGUGGUUCUAUGAGUCAAGAACCGGAAUUGCAAACCGAAGAAAAGGACCGUUAG
This is a messenger RNA of Vicia faba (fava bean), 435 nucleotides long. Lineage: Eukaryota; Viridiplantae; Streptophyta; Magnoliopsida; Fabales; Fabaceae. The record is from the annotation of a GenBank genome assembly.